CAUCUCGUGUUGCAUAUAAAUCAACAAUUCAUGAUAUCGAAACACUGUUAUUUAUUGUAGUAGGUAUAUAUUUUGUGAGUAGUUCGAUUGCAAGUUAGAAGAACUCGCCAUGGCUGCUACGCUGGAUUCAAUUCGAGUUGAGGUGAAGGUUGAGAUUAAAAAAGCGCUCAAGGCGAAAUCGACUGAGCCUCUGGAACGCAAGUACAAAUCAUUCCAACACACAGAUCAGGAUGUUACAGCCUGCUUUGACCAGGCUUUCCGUGAUUUUCAACUUGAGUUGAUAUCAGCUGAAAUGAAUGUUGGUGUCAUCGAAGAGUUCAUCACACUGAGUAUAGAAGCAUGCAGAAAAGACAUACUCACUAGCUCAACACCAGUCACACUGCUAAGUGACAUCUUUGAUCUGUUAACACUUGAUGACUGCAAGAAAAUGUUCUGCUAUGUGGAGCAUCAUGUACACAUUUGGAAGGAGGACUUGUUCUUUUCUAGUUGUAAGAAUAUUUUGCUUAGAUUGUGCAAUGACCUGCUGCGGAGACUGUCUAAAUCAAAUUCUACUAUAUUCUGUGGUAGAAUCUUAUUGUUUUUGGCUAAGUUUUUCCCAUUCUCUGAGAGGUCAGGCCUGAAUGUUGUGAGUGAGUUCAAUUUAGAGAAUAUUACUGAAUAUGGCUCAGAAUGUGGGGAUGCUGAUGAUGAGAAUGAUGUGGAUGCCCAAGAGGGCAAGAUUUUUAUUGAUUACAGUUUGUAUUGUAAGUUCUGGUCAUUGCAGGAUUUCUUUCGAAAUCCAAAUCAAUGUUAUGACAAAGUGCAGUGGAAGGUAUUUUGUGCACAUGCGGCUAGUAUUGUUUCCACAUUUGAAGGUUUGAAACUUGAACACUUAGAUAAAAGCUCAUCGUAUGAUAAAGAAAGUAUCAAUAAUUACUUUUCUAAGUAUUUGACCAAUCAGAAACUACUGGACUUGCAAUUGUAUGAUGUUAACUUUAGGCGUUUUGUGCUGGUGCAGUUUCUGAUUUUAUUUCAAUACUUAACAACAACUGUUAGAUUUAAGACAGCGUAUGAACUGCUCCCUGAGCAGAAAUUUUUUAUUCAGUCGACUAGCGAAAAAGUACACAGCCUGCUAAAGGAAACUCCGCCAGAUGGCGAAGAAUUCGAAUAUAUUGUCACGAAAAUAAUGUCACGCGAGGAGCAUUGGAAUGCAUGGAAAAAUGACGGAUGUCCUGAGUUCCGAAAAGCAUUACCGCAAGCAAUGAGCUGCACUGAGCCAGUGGCAACCGCACGACCACCUCGUCGCCUGCUUGGAGACAUCCUGAAGGAAGCACGUUCCAAAGGAAUGUAUCACAUGGGUAAUACAGAACUUACUAAGCUUUGGAACCUUAAUCCGGAUAAUUUGGAGGCGUGCAAAGCUAAAGAACGAGAUUUUCUUCCGUCUUUGGAUGAGUUCUUUGCCGACGCCAUUGAGGAAGUCUCUAAUGACAGGCUGAAACGCGAAGACCUCUUGAAAGACGGCUACGGGUGGCGCGCGUUGCGCUUGCUCGCUCGACGCUCCACUCACUUUUUAUAUAAUAAUUUACCCAUACGCGAACUGUCUGCUUUCCUCGAGAUGAUGAUACGUCGCAUCGCGUCCGCUAAGAGCACCACUCCGAGUAAUGUCGGCGAGGAUGGAGAAGAAGUGGAGGAUCUUUUCCGUCAGUCGGAGGACCCGCCGGAAAAUGACGGAGAAUUUCAAGUGCCCAAUAUAAUCCCAUUCAGGGUGUCCGUUUUAACCGUAACACAGUUUCAUAAUAUUUGCAGAGCUCUCCGUGAUGAUUGGCUGAUCCUUGCGAAGAAACUCGACUACCGCCCCGACGAAAUUGAUUUUAUAAUAUCGCACAAUCCCGAGCCUUCGCAGCAGAUUCGCAAUUUGUUAAAUGUUUGGUUUGAGGAGGACGACGAUUCAACGCUGGAAAAUUUCUUGUAUAUUUUGGAGGGACUAGAGUUGACUGAUGCGGCAGAGGAGGUAAAACUGGCCAUUGAACAAAAUAAAAAUCUUACCACUGACACAAGUAAUAGUAAUGAAAAUGAUUAAUGUAAUAAAUUAAGAUAAGAGAGAGAGAGAGAGAAUUGUUUUAUAAUUUUCAAUGAAUGUACUGAAGAAUUUAAUAAUAUUGAUACAAAUUGAA
This is a messenger RNA of Dalotia coriaria, 2153 nucleotides long. RefSeq names its product THO complex subunit 1-like. The record is from RefSeq and is a predicted model, not a curated record. Gene Ontology annotation, molecular function: protein binding. Gene Ontology annotation, cellular component: THO complex part of transcription export complex. Gene Ontology annotation, biological process: mRNA export from nucleus; regulation of DNA-templated transcription elongation; signal transduction. Lineage: Eukaryota; Metazoa; Arthropoda; Insecta; Coleoptera; Staphylinidae.